Messenger RNA from Papilio machaon (common yellow swallowtail), 1041 nucleotides. RefSeq lists its product as uncharacterized. NCBI's taxonomy places the organism in Eukaryota, Metazoa, Arthropoda, Insecta, Lepidoptera, Papilionidae. The transcript has a single exon. The record is from RefSeq and is a predicted model, not a curated record. The coding region runs from base 1 to 1041 and encodes 346 amino acids.
AUGGAAUGCGCAAAGUGUAAUGUUUUGAAGGCGGAGGAAGUACUUAAAUGUGCAAGUUGCCGAGUUUCGAUGCACUACUCUUGUGGUGGCUUAUCAGAGAAAGAUCUAAACAAAAUACUACCGAUGAAUAAACCAAAAUGGAAGUGUGUGCCAUGUAAAAGUGGCUCGAGCAAAUCCGCAUCUGGCAAAAGUCCCCCAAUGCCGCCUUUAUUAAUAGACAAUACACACCAACCGCGCUCAAUUGUAAAUAUAGAUGUUGACCAACUAAAGGCCCACUUUGAUCUCAGUUUUUCUACCAUAAAUGCCAAUAUUGAAUCCCUUAGAGCGGAUUUUACUGAACAACUUAAAAACCUGACGUCAACAGUGAGCUUGUGGGGAACGAAGAUCGUGGAAUUGGAGUCUGAAGUAGGUGCCUUAAAUAAAAAAGUUAUCAAGCUAGAAUCAGAUAUAGUCCAACUAUCAGAAAAUAAGGAGAAAAUUAGUGAAGAGUUAUUGUUCUUGAAGAGACAAGUCGAUGAUUCUGAACAGAAGUCACGCUUAUGUAACAUCGAAAUACAAAAUAUACCGGAGAGCAAAAACGAAAAUUUAUUACACAUUGUGGGGACAAUUGGCGUUUUGUUGGGAGUUCCAAUCACGGAAGACCGCGUUCGAGAUUGCCACCGUGUUGCUCACAAUAACAACUCGACUAAUCGUCCCAAAAAUAUUAUAGUACAACUAACGUCUAGGCGCCUUAAAAGCGAGGUCAUAGCGGCAGCAAGGAUUAGGAAAAACCUUACUCUUGAGAAACUACGUAAAGCAACUACGUCUUUGAAGCCAGGCGAACCCACUACUUAUGCCUCUGGAGGUGACUCAUCACAGCGAAUAUACGUUAACGAACACCUUACCCUCAAAAAUAAGAUUUUGUUCUCUAAAGUCAGAGAAGUGGCAGUCGCUAAAGACUACAAAUACGUGUGGAUAAAAAAUGCAACCAUACUGCUCCGCAAGAAUGAUCAAUCGAAGGUGAUUGCGAUUCGGCAAGGGGAUGAUUUAGAGAAGUUGUGA